AUGUCUCAUAGAAGAAGAGCUUAUCCACAGCCAACUUACGAUUACGCCAACCAGGUUCCCCCUGGUGGCCCUAUUGGAGGUGCUCCUGGUGCUCCUGGUGCUCCUGGUGCUGGUGUUCCCGGUGGAGCUUAUGCCCCUGCUAUUACCGCCAAUCCUGCUGCUUCCACCGUUCCUACUGUUCCUAUGGUUCCUACGGUUCCUAUGGUCCCUGGUGCGGUUUUCGGUACUGGCGUUGCUCCCGGUACUGCUUCUGCCCCACUGGACCAACUUUCCCAAGGCGUCAACCAGCUUCAUUUGGGACCUAAUGCCGGUACAGGAUACCCAGCUUAUAACGGUGUUCAAACUGCUCAACAGCAGCCCAUGCAACAGCAAAAUGCCGGAUAUAAUCAGGGAUAUACUGCAGAACAGCCUCAAAGUGGCUCCUACGGUGCAUAUGGUGGUGCAUAUGGUAACGGUGCGGCCGCAAAUGGUGCAUAUGGUGCAGCGGCACCUCCUGCAACCCCUCUCAAUCAGCUCUACUCUACAGACUUGUUGAAGGAGCUUCCUGCGCCUAUUGCAGACCUCCAAUUCCCACCUCCACCGAUCAUUCUUCCACCAACUGCACUGACUACAGUCUCGGAAAAGUCCAACUCCGAUUAUAACUACUUUAGAUCUACUUUGAACGUUGUUCCUUCCACAAGCAGCCUCCUGAAGAAGUGUAAACUCCCAUUUGCGCUUGUUGUUCGUCCCUAUGUUACAUUACACGACUCUGAUGACGAUGUUCCCGUGGUUCCAGACUGUGUCAUUGCUCGUUGCCGUCGUUGCAGAGCAUACAUCAAUCCUUUUAUCCAUUUCACAGAGAAUGGACGCCGCUGGAGAUGCAAUUUCUGUGGUCUUUUGAAUGAUGUGCCUGCAGCAUUUGAUUUCAAUCCUGUUACUUCUGCUCAAACCAACCGAAUGGACAGAAAUGAGCUCAACCAUGGUGUAGUUGAGUUUGUAGCUCCUCCUGAGUAUAUGGUGAGACCACCUCAACCUGUAGUGUAUGUUUUCGUGCUCGAUGUUUGUAAGUUCUCGAUCCAGAACGGUCUGUUGGCCACGGUUACACGUACUAUUCUUGAAAGUUUGGAUAGGAUCCCGAAUAAGACAGGACGUGCAAGGGUGGCGUUUAUGGCUGUCGAUUCCGGCAUCUCUUAUUUUGCCAUUCCACGCGAUGAGGAGACGGAUGCAGAAACCCAUAUGAUGAUUGUUUCGGAUACUGAGGAGACUCUUAUUCCAUCUCCAGAAGGAAUACUUGUGAAUCUCAAGGAAUGCCGUCAGAACGUUGAAAGAUUGUUGAGUAACAUUCCGGAGUACUUUACACAGAGUGUGAACACGGAUUCUGCCCUAGGACCAGCAUUAAAAGCUGCCCAUAGCUUGGUUUCUCACAUCGGUGGUAAGAUUGAGGUGUUCACAUCGACUUUACCAAAUAUUGGAAUUGGCAAAUUAACUGUAAGAGACGAAAAUUCAGUGGCUAACAAAGCGAAAGAAGCUUCAGUUCUUCUCAGUUCAAACUCUUCGUUCUACAAGUCAUUUGCUGUGGAAUGUAACAAGUCCCAAGUUACGGUGGAUAUGUUUCUCACGGGUUCAUCUUAUCAGGAUGUGGCCACGCUCUCGAACUUACCUCGGUUUACAUCUGGACAGACACAUUUCUACCCUGCCUGGUCAGCAAACAGUGUGGAGGACAUUACAAAGCUUUCGAAAGAGGUGUCAAACCAUCUCAGUAUGGAUAUCGGAAUGGAGGCAGUGCUCAGAGUGCGUGGGUCUAACGGCUUACGGAUGCACUCGUUCUUUGGAAACUUCUUCAAUCGGUCAUCGGACUUGUGCUCGUUUCCUACGUUCCCACGUGACCAAUCGUACGUCAUUGAGGUGUCUAUAGAGGAUUACAUUACCAAACCUCUGGUUUACUUUCAGUGUGCAGUGCUUCACACCACAUGUUAUGGCGAGAGAAGAAUUCGUGUGAUGACCCUGACAUUACCGACAUCGAAGGAUUUGAAGGACAUCUAUGCUUCAGCAGAUCAAUUGGCCAUUACCAACUUCUUUGCUCACAAAGCUAUAGAGAAGACAUUGUCUUCGUCGUUGAAUGAUGCCAGAGACUAUCUUCUCAAGUCAGUGGUGGAUAUUCUUACGGUUUACAAGAAGGAGAUUGUUCCAGGAAAUGUUGGCUCAUCGUCACCUUUGCAGAUUUGUACAAACUUAAGGAUGUUGCCAUUACUGCUACAGGCUCUUUCUAAAAAUAUUGCGUUUAGAACAGGAAGGGUUCCGUCAGAUCACAGAGCUGCAGCACUUAACAAACUUGGUUCUAUGCCGUUACCUUACCUUAUUAGAUCCAUUUACCCAACUGUGUACAGUCUUCACACUCUGACUGACGACUGUGGACUUCCAUAUGAUGGAGAGGACGAUCCAUAUGAUAUUCCACCCAAGAAGCACGGCGAGAUUGUACUUCCAGAGGCUAUCAAUGCUUCGUGUAUGAAUUUGGCAAGAUUCGGACUUUAUUUGAUCAACAACUCAUCGGAAUUAUUCCUUUAUAUGGGAGGAGAUGCGGUUCCUCAAUUGGUGGAAGAUGUAUUUGGUGUUCAGUUGGUUAGUGAGAUCAAGGUUGGUAAGACCGAAGUUCCAGAACUUGAGAAUGAGUUCAAUAGUAGAGUGAGAAACAUUAUUGCCAAAGUUCGUGAGGGAAAUGAUAGCAUCGAGUAUUUGAACUUAUAUGUUGUUGUUGGACCAGGAAGUAAUGAGAAUGGAGCCAUGAAUAGAGAUGUGAUUCCACUACGUAUUUGGUGUAUGUCGGAGAUGGUUGAGGACCGUGCUACUUCGAAUUUGAGUUACAAGGAGUAUUUGGGGCAGUUACGGGAGAAGGUUGCGGUGUGA
Brettanomyces nanus is the source of this 2883-nucleotide messenger RNA. RefSeq lists its product as uncharacterized. Lineage: Eukaryota; Fungi; Ascomycota; Pichiomycetes; Pichiales; Pichiaceae. Gene Ontology annotation, biological process: intracellular protein transport; endoplasmic reticulum to Golgi vesicle-mediated transport; COPII-coated vesicle cargo loading. The transcript has a single exon. Gene Ontology annotation, molecular function: SNARE binding; zinc ion binding. The record is from RefSeq and is a predicted model, not a curated record. Gene Ontology annotation, cellular component: COPII vesicle coat; endoplasmic reticulum exit site. The coding region runs from base 1 to 2883 and encodes 960 amino acids.